GUUUCACUCUGUAAGAACUCCAAAUCAUUCUCUCCUUACAAUGUGAGCACAGUUCAUUUUAGAACACACCUCAAAUGUGGAGGGUGUAAAAUGUAAUUACACUCUAAUUAUAUGGGCGUCUUGAGUGAAAACAAUUAGCCAAAUCACUGUUCCUCGUCGAAAUCAUCCCAUUUUAACAUGACAUGGUGUACAAUGUUGAAUUGUAAAAUCCAAUUGUGGCCUUCGUGGGUGAGAGAGAGAGAGAGAGAGAGAGAGAGAGAGCACAAUUGAAAGCUGAGAGAAAUGGCGGGAGGAGUCGGCGGAGGAGGCGACGGAGCCACCAGUAGCAAGAAGGGAUUAGAAGGCACGGGCUUGGAUUUACCAGAGAAUCGCCAUGGCAACCUAAAGAGUGCUUCCAGCGACCAAAACCUUAAAGACCUCCUUGUUCAAAUCAAGUCCUGCAAAUCCCCUGCAGUCAUCAAUUAUGGUGCAUCUUGGUGCCGUGUGUGUAGCCAGAUCCUUCCUGCAUUCUGCCAGCUGAGUAACAGUUUCCCAAAGCUCUCUUUCGUCUAUGCAGACAUUGAUGAAUGCCCCGAAACAACACAGCACAUUCGCUACACGCCCACCUUCCAUUUCUACCGGGAUGGCGAAAGGGUUGAUGAGAUGUUUGGUGCUGGAGAAGAGCGGUUGCACGAUCGCUUGUGGUUACAUUCGUGAAACGAGACAUGUUAGGGAUAAUUGCUUCAAACUUUUUGCUAUGGGUGUAGUCAUCCAAGCUAUUACAUUAGUUGUACAAUGAACUUAUGAUUUAUGAUAUCUUUGAUGUUCCAGAA
Molecule: messenger RNA, 812 nt
Organism: Malus domestica (apple)
Lineage: Eukaryota; Viridiplantae; Streptophyta; Magnoliopsida; Rosales; Rosaceae
Product: thioredoxin-like 3-3
Source: RefSeq, a predicted model, not a curated record